Molecule: messenger RNA, 2380 nt
Organism: Tilletiaria anomala UBC 951
Lineage: Eukaryota; Fungi; Basidiomycota; Exobasidiomycetes; Georgefischeriales; Tilletiariaceae
Exons: 3
Coding region: 144-2306 (720 amino acids)
Biological process (GO): cristae formation
Source: RefSeq, a predicted model, not a curated record
CGGAGGCUGGUGGCAAUGAGCAUAGCUUAUCAAAGCCCACGGCGAUGUUUGCAUUGCUUCCUUGUUGUCACCUUUGAUCACAUCGAUUUUGCCCGCCGGCCCAAACGACGUGUCGAGCCCGUCGGCUCUCAAGCUUAACAAGGAUGGAUUCAACCGAUGAUCCAUACGCGCCACGCUCGUCGCAGAGCUACGCAAGGGCCGCGGAAUACUUGGAUAGCUCCGUAUCAUCAGCAAGUAAUACUCCUUCUGACGCGUCCUCCAGCACGAGCUACUGUGAAGCUGGCAGCAGCUCGAGCUCGUUCAAACCCUGGCAGACCGAUGGAAUGCGUUCACAAGAUGCACAAGAGGAGUACGAUGAGCCGCUGUUCGGCGGCACACCGUUCCGGGAUUCGCAACGAGCUGGCUGCCCACCAUUUUCGGAUCCUUCCACAGCAGAGGGAGCAGAUAGCUUCUCAGGGACGAGCGCGAGUGCCAACAAAGACGAGUUCUACGCCUUGCUGAACGUCGACAAAGAUGCAUCUGAAGAACGCAUUCGCGAAGCAUACCGAAACUUGGCGGUCGUCUUGCACCCGGAUAAACACACCGAUCCAGUGCGCAAAUCUGCAGCAGACUCUCAGUUCAGGCGUAUACAGGAAGCCUACGAGGUGCUGAGCGAUGCAGAGAAGCGCGGCGUAUACGAUCACUUUGGCGAAGCGGGUCUUAGCUCCAGCUGGGCUUUGUCCGCCAGAGGGAAGACGCCACAGGAAAUGCGGGCCGAGUUCGAGAAGGAGCUCCUGGAAAGGAGAACGAAAGAGGCGGAAAAUCUCAUCAGAAGCAAAGGGGACUUCACCGCGAUGAUAGAUGCGACACCGCUCUUCGCACCGGCGCAACGAAUGCGCGGGCCACCGCCGCGUGAAGGGCAGGCGAUUACGUUGGGAGAUCGGUGGAACGGAGUCGGUGUGACACAGUUGAUUGGGAGGCACGGCUUUGAGACGCAGAUCUCAAACACCAGCAGCGUCAACUUCACUGGACAAAUGAUGACGCGAGGAGGUCUAGGUGGCGGCAAUCUGAUUGGUACAGUCAAGACGCAGUGGAGUUCGCGCUUUGGAACGGAGACUGCCUUGGCGCUUCUUCGACCACGGACACUGACUAGCAAGGGAGCAUUUGCGCUCGAUGAGAACACGUUCUUCACUUAUGUUGGGGCGAUGAACUCGCUUGCGAUGCCUCCAACCUUCACGCUGACAGCAGGGCAACGCAUUUCGAAAACAUCGCUUAUGACGGGCUUCACGACCUUCCGGACAGGAUCGUAUCAGCUUGGCGCUUGGGGUAAUCCUGAAAGCCUUAGUUCGAUGCAACUCAUGCGGCGAGAGCCAGCUGGUGUUUCGAUCGGCGUGACAUCCCAAUCAGGGGAGAGUCGCAGCUGGACGGUUCAGAGCACGCUGAGCACUGUCGAUACUUCCCUCUCUUUCGACUGGGGAACGAAAGUCCUCGGCGGAGUGAAGCUGCGGCUGGGAGCCAGUCUCGGCACUAGCAGCGGUUUAUCGCUGAACGUCAAUUGCGAUCGUCGAGUGACCGAGACUGUCCGCUUAGGUCUCGGUCUUACUACUGGGCUCCCGGGUGGUGUGACGCUGCGAAUCAAGUUCAACCGACUAGGCCAGAAGGUUGUCGUUCCUAUCGUACUUGCACCUGAGUUCCGAUCUGACCUCGUCCUCGCCUUCACCGCAAUCCCCGCGGCGACCGUGACUGUGCUGCACUACUACUACAUCUUGCCCGGUAAACGGCGGCGUAUCGAGUCCAAGUUGCAAGAACUGCGCAAGGAUAACGAAGAGAUGAUUAGAGAGCGACGAGAGACUGCUUUGAGCGCACGAAACCUGCUGAGGGAGCAAGCACGAAAACGAUGGAUGUUUGAGAGCAGCAAGGCAGGUUUUGUGGUCCUUGAAGCCUGGUACGGGAAGAGGUCUGCUUUUCCUCCGCCCAGACAAGGGGAUCCAGACCAACUCGAACACGACAUCUGGGAGGCAGCUGGCGGACCAACGAUAGAGGCAGAUUCAGUAGGAGCCAAUUCCAUCCCGACGACCGCCAGUACUGGCGAGGCCAACUUGGAGUAUUGGGACGUCCGCAUCCCGCUUCAAGCCAUGGUCGCCAAAGGUCAACUGAUCAUCGCAGGCGGUAGACCAAAGUCCCAUAUCAUGGGCUUCCACGAUCCAUGCAUGGGUGAUAAGAAACAUCUGCGCGUGCGCUACCUCUUUCGCAAUCGGAUCCACGAAGUCAUUGUGGAUGAUGUCAGUCCAUUUGCAGCGCCUCUGCGCGCGCAUCAACUCCAGUAGAAAUUGCGAUCAUGCUUUUUUGUCGACCAGAUAAUUGUAUAAAGUGAGCAUUGCAAAUGCAUCUAGCCCAAUCG